Poecilia reticulata (guppy) is the source of this 976-nucleotide messenger RNA. NCBI's taxonomy places the organism in Eukaryota, Metazoa, Chordata, Actinopteri, Cyprinodontiformes, Poeciliidae. The record is from RefSeq and is a predicted model, not a curated record.
GCUGUACUGCUUUGGAUGGAGAACCAAACCUCUGUGAUUCCUCUCAAACAGCCGAUUGUUUUUGAACUGGARGGAUUUGAUGUUCAACCAGGCAACGGACCGUUCUUGUUUCUGUUGGCUUUGCUCGCCUACAUAACAGUGUUACUGGGGAACGGUGUGGUGAUCUGUGUUAUUAUGACAGACAAGAACCUGCACAGACCCAUGUUUGUUAUGAUCUGUCACCUCAUGGUCUGUGACCUGCUGGGGGCCACAAYGKUSCUUCCUCGCCUCAUGAUGGAUCUGUUGAUGGGGCUGAAGAAGAUCGSCUACAUCCCAGCCAUCGUCCAGGCAUUCUGCGCUCACACAUAUGGUGCAGCAAUGUUGACAGUUUUAGCUGUGAUGGCCUAUGACAGGUAUGUGGCAGUGUGUGAACCUCUCAGGUAUCACUCCAUCAUGACUUCGGCUCGACUGCACAGCUGCUGCGCUGUGGCCUGGAUCAUUGCAUUGGUGCUCAUUGCUGUGCUCUUCUCCUUCCACAUGAAUGUCAAACUGUGUGGUCGCAUAAUCCCUCUAACAUACUGCAGCAACCGGGGCAUCCUGAAUCUGGCCUGCAUUCCUACCCCCGUCAGCGAUAUCUAUGGUCUAGCGAUGACCUGGACUUUAAGUACUGUGACCUUCAUUCUCAUCGCUUUUUCCUACAUCAGAAUCCUGAGUGUUUCCAUAAAACAAGGCAGAACAAACAGCAGCAUCCGCAGCAAGGCGUUUCAGACCUGUACUCCACACAUUGUUGUUUACGUUCUCUUUCAAAUCGCUUCACUUGUUGUGAUUUUAAGUCAGAGGUUCCCCUCUCUCUCCCAAAACAUGAAAAAGUUCUUAAGCAUCCUCAUCUUUAUUAUUCCCCCAAUCAUUAACCCCAUCAUCUAUGGACUGGUCAGUAAAGACCUGAGGGUCAGCUUUAUCAAACAUUUCUCCAUCAGAGUGAGAAGCAAAACUUAGC